Neodiprion virginianus is the source of this 2838-nucleotide messenger RNA. RefSeq names its product katanin p60 ATPase-containing subunit A-like 2. Lineage: Eukaryota; Metazoa; Arthropoda; Insecta; Hymenoptera; Diprionidae. The transcript has 10 exons. Gene Ontology annotation, molecular function: ATP binding; protein binding; ATP hydrolysis activity. The record is from RefSeq and is a predicted model, not a curated record. Bases 958 to 2412 code for a protein of 484 amino acids.
UGACCGGGUCGAUCGAACGCAACCUGUGCACCCCAAGGCACGACUCGGAGACCACCCUUAUCCCCGACCCCCACUUCCAACUCCCACCCUUCCAGCUCGAAGAGCUUGGCGCAAGCUUUUAGAACCCCCAGCUACCAACGACUCAGGCGGGACCAGCCUCCUCGUGUAUUUACCCAGAAUCGGGUAUACCUGUACGUAUAACCGUAUUGCUCCGCACGUAACCCGUACACGUGGUGAUGAUCUUGCGGUAUACUUGCGGACGUUGGGGUCGGCGAUUGACAAUCAAAACUGGAACCGCGAUCUUGCUGCAGAGUGAAAAGACCAUUUGGCAAAACACCAAGGAAAAAUCCUGCUUCUUCCCGAUGGCAAACUUUUAGAACCAAAGGAGUGAAAGUUACUCGAGAGUAAGAAGUUACGAGAACUGCCCAACCGGUGGCUGGUAGUUGUCCCAACUCCGAAGAUCAGGGUGGAGCAAACCCAUAGUACAGUCGAAGAGUUGUAAAUACGUAAGUAUGAUUUAACGAAGGUUUGAAAGUACAACUGAAAGGACUUGAGGUAAUUGUAGUCGAAACAAUAUUCCCUUGACAGAAAGCUUGAAAAAUCAUAAAAUACAGCCAAACGAAUUUCAGGCAACUAGAGAGAUAUCCCGCAACCACUUAUUGCUCAAGGUUAUUGGCAACGCUUGGAGAACUUUCUGCGUAUUAAGUGAAAUAGUGGACUAGACACACAUUCAUGUAUUAUAUGUAUGUACGAUGCAAUAUGUAUGUCCAUACAUACAUACAUAUUAUGUUGGUGGAUCUUCUUAAUUAACUACACGAAGCAAAUGGUUGCAUCGUGUACCACUGUGCAGUCUCGCGCAUUGGCAUUGUUUCAAGAAUACUUUGCUUGAACAGCUUCGCCCAUUAUCGGCAACAAUUACCAAUCACUAAUUGUGUAUUCAAAGUCUACGUUUACCGAAUGAUAAAUAAAGAUGAGGAAAAACGCUCCCAAGAGAGGCGGAGAAGUCUGAUGUAUCUGAUCGCGGAGUUUCUGCGGGAACAAGGAUGUAUAGAUACGGUCGAAUCGCUGGUCAAAGAGGCUCAACUCUCGGGAGACUAUCAAGUCUGCGACAACAUCGAUUUGGACACCGUCCUCGUUGAAUUUUCUGACUACCACUACGCCAAGUACAACAAAUACCCGAAGAUAUGUAAAAAAAUUGAGCCAACAGCCUGCAAUAACGCUGUCAACAUUAAUCCGAUUAAGAAGGAGAAGAUCAACAGAAACUUGCGGAAACCAGCAGACGUGCGGCCGACCGAGCUGGCUAAAGGUAAACCAUUACCGAAAGUGAAUAAUGUGCAAGCCGCGGCCGACAAUGAGCCAAACUUGGGUAUCACUGUGACUCCAGUCUUCCAAUCUUCCGGAAAUGCAGAGCACGUUAAUGUAUCAGCCGUCAACGAGGAGGUCGCACACUUUGCCAAAGAACGAAUUCUGAAACCAAUUGGUAACUUGUACCAACUCGGCACAGAAUGGAGGGAUAUGGCUGAUACGAUAUCCAGGGAUAUCGUAAUGACGGACUUGAACGUUCAUUGGGACGACAUCGAAGGCUUGAAGGAGUGCAAGAGUCUACUGAAAGAGGCUACGGUGUACCCAAUGAAAUAUCCCGAGCUUUUUGGUGGCAAGCUAGCUCCAUGGCAAGGAAUCCUUUUGUACGGCCCUCCAGGAACCGGUAAAACCAUGCUGGCUAAAGCUGUUGCCACUGAGUGCAAGAUUACAUUUUUCAACAUUUCGUCAACUUCGAUCGUCAGCAAAUGGAGAGGAGACUCGGAAAAGCUAGUUCGAAUCCUUUUCGACCUGGCAGAACAUCAUGCCCCAGCGGUAAUAUUCAUCGACGAAGCUGACUGGGUGGUUGGUAGUCACGCGGAUGUGACAUCUUCGAACUGCACAGACCCAGCCAGACGUUUUCGAGCGGAACUGCUGGCCAGAAUGGACGGACUUGUUUCAUCGAAGAAUCGAAUUCUACUUCUGGCCGCCACAAAUUCGCCCUGGGAACUGGAUGCCGCGCUUCUUCGUCGACUCGAGAAACGUAUUCUCGUUGACCUUCCGGAUGUGAGGAGUCGUUUUGAAUUUCUUCGAUCAUACGUCCACGUCGACCUCCUCCAAGACAAAGACUUCUUCGAAUUGGUACAAAAAACCGAGGGUUACUCCUGCGCCGACUUAAAGUUGAUAUGCAAAGAAGCAUGGAUGAUGCAGUUACGCCCGAUUUGGCAAAUGCUUGAGGAAAACAAAAUCGUACGCGGGGAAAUUGGAAAAAUUCAUCAUGGAACCAUUAGUAAAUUGAACUACCUCCAGAUAGCCUUUGAUCGAAUUAAGCCUACAUCGAAGCACAUAGCCGACAUGUACAAACAGUGGAAAGAAAAAUUUGGUGCAUCCUAAUUAUAAUAAUGUUCUAAACUGACCAAACAGAGUAGUUCGAGGUCAGACGUAUAUUGAUCGAAACCAAACAUUCACACUGUUGGACAUUUUUCUCCCGAAAUACGCUCUAUGUGGAGGUGCAUCAUCGGAUCGUAUUUCACCUCAAGAUCGCUAUUCGUAGAAAAUGUUCACUUGUUCGCCGCAUCGAAAAAUGGGAUAUGAAUACUACAAAGUAGAAAACCAAGUAAGUUCGGCGCACGGAAGAUGAAAAUGCACUGCGAUCAAAUUAAUAUUACGCAACUUCGAAAUAAUUAUAGUAUCAUGCAUAUUGAAUGAAAGCCAUGUAACGUAGAGCCUGAACAAGACGUGACCAUUUUAAAAUUGAACUUUCAAAAUAACAAAUAUAUGUACACCUUUGCGAUUUCUAUAAAGUUAACACUUCGCUAA